UAUAGUGCAUGCUGGUUACACAGUGCUCAGCUCUGAGGUGUAAUACAGUAGGUGACCACACGAGGGCGCUGUGAGUUCAGCUCUACUCUAAAACGCGCUCACUCUCACUCGGCCUUCUGUAAACAGAUAGAGUUCACCUCCAGCACUGUCCUGCUAGUUUAACGUUUACAGAUUAUUUAUAACCGGAUACCAUGUUACAAAUGAAAAACCGCUUAAAAUAUUGUUCGCUCGCCCUCGCCGCCAGCCGGCUGCUGUCAGGAGCAGUGAGCAAUCCGCUGGUCUUCCUGGACAUUGCGGCUGACGGCGAGUUUAUCGGCAGAAUUAUAAUCCAACUGAAUGCAGAUGUGGUUCCUAAAACAGCAGAGAACUUCAGAGCGCUGUGUACAGGAGAGCAUGGGUUUGGAUAUAAGGGAUCCAUUUUCCAUAGAAUCAUUCCUGAGUUCAUGUGUCAGGGUGGAGAUUUCACAAAUCACAAUGGCACCGGUGGAAAAUCAAUUUACGGAAAGAAAUUCAAAGAUGAGAAUUUCAAGUUGAAACACACUGGACCAGGUGUGCUGUCAAUGGCGAACUCUGGGCCGAACACCAACGGAUCUCAGUUCUUCAUCUGCACUGCCAAAACAGAAUGGCUUGAUGGCAAACAUGUCGUGUUCGGUCAGGUGAAAGAGGGCAUGGAGACUGUCAGGGUAAUGGAGUCAUAUGGUUUGCAUGAUGGAGGAACACUUAAGAAGAUUGUCAUCACAGACUGUGGGGAACUUAAAUAAUACAGGUCUCUGCACUGUACAGAGCUGACAACUGACUGUUCUCAUGUAAAUGAUUAAUCUCCAGCCAAAAUGUAAAUGAUUGAAUUCAGAGCCAAUCCUGCAUUUGGAUGUAAUUCUUUAUGAUUAAAGGGAUGUAAUGUUUUAUAUCUUUUUGAUUCAAAUAAAUAUGACCCACUUUUAUGUGUGGGGAAGUUGGUUUCGGUGCUUUAUGCUUGCUAAGUAAGCACUUUUGCACUGCAUGCUAAAUCUUAACAAGUAAAAUCAAUCAUAAAAGUUCUAUAUACACAUUUUUGUUUGGGAGAAGUGCAUGUAGUUUGUAUAACUCCACAGAAUAAACUAAACUGUAUACGAAA
This is a messenger RNA of Pangasianodon hypophthalmus (striped catfish), 1114 nucleotides long. RefSeq names its product peptidylprolyl isomerase Fa (gene ppifa). Lineage: Eukaryota; Metazoa; Chordata; Actinopteri; Siluriformes; Pangasiidae. The coding region runs from base 192 to 761 and encodes 189 amino acids. The record is from RefSeq and is a predicted model, not a curated record. Gene Ontology annotation, biological process: protein peptidyl-prolyl isomerization; protein folding. Gene Ontology annotation, molecular function: peptidyl-prolyl cis-trans isomerase activity. The transcript is spliced from 6 exons.